Messenger RNA from Sycon ciliatum, 2453 nucleotides. RefSeq names its product serum response factor-like. The record is from RefSeq and is a predicted model, not a curated record. The coding region runs from base 444 to 1520 and encodes 358 amino acids. Gene Ontology annotation, biological process: positive regulation of transcription by RNA polymerase II. NCBI's taxonomy places the organism in Eukaryota, Metazoa, Porifera, Calcarea, Leucosolenida, Sycettidae. Gene Ontology annotation, molecular function: RNA polymerase II cis-regulatory region sequence-specific DNA binding; DNA-binding transcription factor activity, RNA polymerase II-specific; protein dimerization activity. The transcript has 5 exons.
UACUGGUCUCGUUGUUUUCGUAUCCUUUGCUCUUCGGUCGCUCUUUUCUCCACCCGUUGAUCGAAGUCGGUCUUGUUCGAAGUUGUUUGUGUCAGAGAAGCACAGCAUUGGUUAUUGCGGUGCUCCAACUACUAGUACGAGCCACGACCCUGAGACGGUCGCUAUCCGAGUUUCGCUCGCUUCGUCCGUCAUCAUAUCUCACUAGCUCAUCGCUGGUGUUCACUGUUGAACAGUAUCUAGAUUCUAGGCCUGGCACUCGAGUCGUUUAUCGCCCCGUCGCCUGCGCUCUCCUCGUGAAGAGAUCCAUCAAGUUCUACGGCCAGAUCAAAGGCAGCAAGAGUUGCAAGGAUCACAACACUUGACAGCUUGAGCGAAACUGUGUUCUACAACAAUCUCAAAAGGACAGCUCGUUCGCUACAGCACAAGUUCCGCGUUCUUCAAAUAUGGACGGUAAUAUGUUUGACCAAGGCCCAAAGAAAAUGGAUGAGCUCGUUUCAGAGACAGUAGGCGCAAAAAAGAAGCCGAAGAGAGCAUCGGCUUCUUCAUUCACUGACCAAGAGCCAGAUGGAGCUGUAUCGGAUGGCGAAGAUGGUGAUGAUGGCGAUGAGAUGGUCGUCGUCAACGGGGAGCCUGUGCCCAAGAAAAAGAAGACCAAAGGACGUGUCAAAAUUAAAAUGGAGUUCAUCAACAACAAGUUGCGGCGUUAUACUACGUUCAGCAAGCGGAAAACGGGUAUCAUGAAGAAGGCGUACGAACUGAGCACACUGACAGGUACUCAGAUCAUGCUGCUGGUCGCAUCAGAGACUGGGCACGUCUACACGUUUGCCACUCCAAAGCUGCAGCCCAUGAUCACGUCCGAGAGUGGAAAAGCUUUGAUCCAGACAUGCCUGAACACGCCCGACCCGCCGGCAGAUGAGCAAACCAGCAGAAUGGUCUCGACUGGGUAUGAAGAGACUGAUCUCGGCUACCCGGUUGACACGGAGGACGACAGCAAGCAGGCCUCUGAUGCUGAAUAUGAGGAUGCAGACAUGGUGGUUGCUCAUGAAGUUGCCACUAUCAAUCCAACUCACGAAGUGUCUUGCAUGGGUGUAACCCCACCACCUCCUCCGCUGAUGGGCAGCUCGGAAACCGGCGCACAUGGUGAACAGGCGCAUGCCAGUGUGUCGGCGAGUGCUACUCUAUCGCCACCUCAUGCACACGCCGUUGCUGCUGCUCAAGCUGAAUCCGUCAGAAGUAACAGCCAGCACGUCGUGACCAGCAAUCCAGGACGAGCCUUGACCGCUGGUAAUGCACACUCGGUUACAAGGGGCGGCGCUCAGUUGUCAACGCCAGCAGUGACCAGCCAGUACCAGCAACAACUGCAGCAGCAGCAACAACAAGCGCACAAUGCUAACAGGCUGGCAGCUGGAGCAAAUAAUCCUGUCGUGGGAGCAUCUAGUAUGCCAACAAACAACUUUAUGCCUCAAACCAAUGGCAUAUUGAUGUCGUCCCCAGGGAAGGCUAGGGUAGUACGAAGGUAGCGCUACUCGCAUAUUUAGGCCAGGUCAUGGAGAAAAAACAACUGAACCUGUUGUGAACCUGUAGUGUAUAUAAUGCUUGGUAAUGGUGCAGUCGUCUGCAAUGGAGUGCUGUGCAGAUGACAUUGUGUUAGUGCUAAUGUUGAAAUGUGUACCGUGACACAUGGAAUGCCAUGGCGCCCAUUGCCUGAUGAGUAAAGCAACUGCUAGUCUGCUACUGUACAUGCAAAGUUAGUUCAAUGUUCUAUCCGCUCUUAUGACAUUCUUCUCUACAUUCUUCGUCUCCGGGAUUUGGCAUGUGUUUGUGUUUGUCACUGUGGACUGCUUGUGUAAUGUUGCUGUGUAGUGAUUGUGGUAACAUGUAGAGUUGUGGAUACGCGAUAUUGAAACUGACAGGGGCUGCCAUUCACACGUUCAUGUACUCGUCUUGAUUUGUGUCUGUUGAUGUGUAAUCUGCUUGUAUAUAAUUAUAUGCUUUUAAUUUCUACCGCCCACGGCCGCACAAAGUCCUUGGCUACAAAAAAAAUUGAAAAUCUCUCCGAACCAAACUUCAAAUUAUUUUUGUAGCCAAGGACUUUGUGCGGCCUUGGGCGGUGGAAAUUAAAAUCAUGACAAGGCUACAGAGGAGUUACGCCAUUCUUAUUAUAUAUGCUUGUAUAUAUAAGUACUAGUUUUCGCUUGGAGUUUCACAAACCAUGUGAAAAUUACUUUUGUAAUAGACCGCUUCGAGCAAGGCCUAGUUUAAUUUUUUCUUUAUUACUUGGAGAGUUUGUUGCAUUACGCGGUACACCAUGUAUAUUGUGACCAGUCAUCUGUGUUCUUUGAUUUUCUAAUAGUCCAGAUCAUGAGUUGGUUUGUUUUGUCCAGUAUUUUUUUCUUCAACAACCGACGCCUGCACUCGGCAAACAGAGUGCACAGUAUUCGUCUGGAUUCUGA